Molecule: messenger RNA, 1002 nt
Organism: Thermochaetoides thermophila DSM 1495
Lineage: Eukaryota; Fungi; Ascomycota; Sordariomycetes; Sordariales; Chaetomiaceae
Product: triacylglycerol lipase-like protein
Exons: 4
Coding region: 1-1002 (333 amino acids)
Biological process (GO): lipid metabolic process
Source: RefSeq, a predicted model, not a curated record
AUGAAAGGCUUUCUCCUAGCUUCCCUCGCGGCCUUGGCCGUUGCCGCACCCAGCAGCAAAAAACAGCGUGCAGCUCCUGUCACUGCUCAACAACUCAAUAACUUCAAGCUGUAUAUGCAGUGGUCAAGCGCCUCACACUGUGCCAACGAAGCUCCUAUCGGGUCGGUUGUCACUUGCACUGACAACCAAUGCUCCAUGUUCCAAAGCCACAAUGCUACGGUGGCUGCCACCUUCAUUGGCUCUAUCCUCGACAUGAGAGGCUUCCUGGGCAUCGAUGAUGUUGACAAGAACAUCGUUCUGUCCUUCAGGGGCUCUACCUCCUGGAGAAACUGGAUCGCCGAUGCCAUCUUCGUCCAGACACCCUGCGAUCUCACUCCCGGGUGCCUCGUCCACGCUGGUUUUUAUGCUUCCUGGCUCGAGAUCAAGAACUCUGUGAUCGAUGCUGUCAAGGCUGCCAAGGCUGCUCACCCCAACUACAAACUCGUCACAACCGGGCACUCCCUCGGCGCCGCCGUCGCCACCCUUGCAGCCGCCACCCUCCGCAAGGCCGGUAUUCCCAUUGAGCUGUAUACUUACGGCUCGCCGCGCGUCGGCAACAAGGCCUUUGCCGAGUUUGUCACCAAUCAGGCUGGCGGCGAGUACCGCUUAACCCACAGCGCCGAUCCCAUCCCGCGUCUGCCCCCCAUCAUCUUCAACUACCGCCACACAAGCCCCGAGUACUGGUUUGACGAGGGCGAGGAUGGCGUUGUGACAGUCGAUGAGUUCCAGAUCUGCGAGGGCUAUGCCAAUGUCAACUGCAACGCUGCCACAUCGGGCUUCAACAUGGACCUGCACGGGUGGUACUUUCAGAAUCACCAGGGCUGCUCCCUUGGCUACACACCUUGGCGUGCGGUCAAGGAGCGCGAGUUGAGCGAUCCUGAGCUUGAGGCAUUAGUGAAUAGGUUUGCCGAGAUGGACAAAGCAUAUGUGGAGAACCUGAACCUGGAGGGCUUGGAGCCUUGA